Vanessa tameamea is the source of this 5180-nucleotide messenger RNA. RefSeq names its product protein neuralized (gene neur). Gene Ontology annotation, molecular function: ubiquitin protein ligase activity. The transcript is spliced from 4 exons. The coding region runs from base 231 to 2183 and encodes 650 amino acids. The record is from RefSeq and is a predicted model, not a curated record. Lineage: Eukaryota; Metazoa; Arthropoda; Insecta; Lepidoptera; Nymphalidae.
GCGUUCAGCGUCGUAUCGUCACUCCGCCGGUAGGCCCCGUCGUGUGCGGACGUCUUUCGCGUCUCGUCGUAAAUAAUCGUGUUCAAUUGAACGUAAAUAAAGCGUGAAGUGCUAACGUGACUGAAUAAAAUCGUGUAUUAAAGUUUCGUGACUUGUGGAAAUGUUCUGAUAUGAAUUAAGGAUUAAAUAAUAUUAAUAUAUUUUAAUUCGUUUUGAUUUAAACCGUAUAAAUGAUGGGUGUAAGCAGUUGUAUGAGUCUGAGGCAGGCGAGAGGGUCGUGCCAUUGCCCAGCCUGUCCUCGGGCUUCGGGACACGGGGUGUCGAUGCCGCCUCAGACUCUGGUUCUGCCGCCAAUGGCCCUGGAACCGGAAACUACUCCGGUUAAGGACAAGAAAGGAUCGAAAAUGAAGGUCCUGAAAAAGAUUAAGAAAAAAAUAGGACUAGCGCCCCGCACCUCCUGCACCGGUGGUACACCUAAUAACCUACCACCGCUCAGCUUCCACGCGGUUCACGGCGAAAACGUCCGUGUGUCACGCGAUGGUGCGACUGCGAGACGUGUCGAGUCGUUUUGCAAGGGCGUCGUGUUCAGCGCUCGACCCGUUAGGGUUAAUGAAAAAGUGUGCCUCCGCUUUCUGGAAAUGUCAAAUAGCUGGAGCGGUGUCCUACGUUUCGGAUUCACCACCCACGAUCCCACGACCCUAGCGCACGCACUCCCGAAGUACGCCUGCCCAGACCUAACAAAUAAGCCCGGUAACUGGGCAAAGGCACUCGGCGAAAGGUUCUGCGAGAAGGACAAUAUUUUGUACUAUUACGUGAAUUCGGCUGGAGAUGUCCACUUCGGUAUCAAUGGGGAGGACAAGGGCAUGUUUUUCUCGGGCGUCGAUACACGCAGCCCGCUCUGGGCAUUAGUGGAUGUGUAUGGCAACUGCACAGCCGUCCAACUGGCUGAUCCCCGAGCCCCCAGUCAAGUUAGAAGAUGCACGCAAAGCCCAAUUUCUGAGGAAGAUAGAAUAAUCAGUGGUAUGCGCUCAAUGACAGUUGAAGAAGCUUUACCAGCUCCUAGAUACCAAAACCCGCUGGUUCCAUUGAGCCUUCAUAGGACAAAAGGCAGGAAUGUCCAGUUCAUCAACGAUAGAGGUAUAGCCGCUAGGAUCGAAGCAGAAUUCUGUCAAGGAUACGUGUUCACAGCACGACCGAUGCGCCCAGGACAAACUAUUGUUGUCCAAAUUUUAGCAACGGAAACAGCAUACGCUGGAAGCUUAGCGAUCGGUUUGACGUCCUGCGACCCUGCAACCCUCAGACCCAGCGAUUUACCAGAUGAUGCGGAACAGCUAUUAGAUCGUCCAGAAUACUGGGUGGUUCGACGUGAUGCAGCCAACGGUCUCCGGAGAGGUGACGAAUUAGCCGUCACCUUGACCUUAGAUGGAGAAGUUCGUGUCAGCAGAAACGGUUCCAAUCCUGUGACAGUAAUGCACGUCGACCACACGCUGAGACUUUGGGCGUUCGUUGAUAUUUAUGGAGCUACGCAAAAAGUGAGGAUGUUGAGCUCUCAAGCGAUGCAAGCACAGACUCCGCCGCAACAGUUGAGAGUACUGGCAAGUUCUGCAGCGCCGAUAAACGCUGGAGCAGGUGGAACAGUACUAGUCGUCAGUCUUCCACCGCAGAAUGGAGCUCAGAAUGCAGCGAACCACCAGCAGGGAUUGACAUUGGCUAGUGCGCACUAUAUUGAGCCAAUCCAAACGACUUCCCAACUCUGCUUGGCGGGUCUUCAGUCAAUCUCAACCCAAGCUCCAUCAUGCUCAGUGCCUCAACCGUACCGUCCCCGGACAGAAGGCCAAUGCUCUUCUACCAGCCAAAACAACUCCAACGAGCAACUACAAAUGCCUAACGGACUCUCUGAACCAUUAAGACUCGACAGGAUUCCGAAUGGACCUUCCACUAGCCGACCCAUACCAUCUACCUCACACCAUCAGCCAAUAUACUCUGUGAUCGGGGAAGGAAACCUCACAGGCACAGAAUGCACAAUUUGUUAUGAAAAUCCAAUAGACAGCGUGCUUUAUAUGUGUGGUCAUAUGUGUAUGUGUUACCGCUGUGCAGUUCAGCAAUGGAGGGGGAAGGGUGGCGGCCAAUGCCCACUGUGCAGAGCACAAAUUAAGGACGUUAUCCGCACAUACAAAUCUUGAUGUGUUUGUAAUUCGUGUUGUCUAAAAGAUGUCGGUAUGAUUUUCGCGCGUUUUUCGCUGUCAAACUGACGUUGAUACGCAACUAGCGUCCUGAUUGAAUGGUAUGAAUGAUUGAACGGUUAGAUUUGGAUGAGUGUCAUUAGUAUAAGGUGAAAAUAAUAUGCCAAAAAUACGUUCGGAUACUCUACACAAUAUGAUUUGACAAUUUUAAUAUAUUCGCUAAGGUAGCUACUCCAAAAAGUAUGUAUAUAAUAAUGUAACGUAUUUAUGUGUACAAAAACACUGACAUUAAUUAAUUAUAAUUUGACAUAUAGAAAGGUUUUGAGAGUAAUUUGGCUGUUAUCAUGAUAUGUAUUGUAAUCAUAAAGGAAUAUAUGUUAAAAUAAUAUAUACAUUUAAAUAAUUUAGUUACAUAAACGAUUUUUUUAACAUAACCUAAAAAUUAAAUACGAAAUAGGUUAUUUUAAACAAAUAAUAAUAUUUUUCUUGUAACCAUGACUUUUUAACCGUAACGUUUAAUUCGAAGAUAUUUUUUUUAUUGUUUUAGCAAUACGUCAAUAUUUAUAAUAAUAUUCAUGUAUUUUUGAAACAAUAAUAAAAAAAAAAAAACGAUUUUUGUAACAAAACGUCACAUAUGUCACUUGUAGACGUCACCUUGACAUUAUAAGUAAUCAUUAAAAAUAUAUACUAUCUAUAAUUUGCGCAGAUAAUAUAAUACAUUGAGUUUAAAUACGCGAGGCUAAAUUAUUUGUGUAUGACGGUAGUUUUGCUAGGUAUUAAUAAAUAAUAGGGUUCCUAAGUUAGAGUUUGUAGGGCACGCGUAGAUAUAUAGAUAAGACAGUGCCUAUAUUCCAUCUCUGUCUAAAUGUAACAAGAGUGAAAGAGAUGAAGAUAUCCUAUUGAAGUAUAUAACGUUAGAAUUUGUACCAGGGAGACAUAAACGCAAUGGACGUAUUUUCUUGUAUUUCUUUAUUUUUAUUCCGCUGUCUUUGUUUUCGUAUAUUUAUGCAGUGAACUCCCGAUUAUUCAUAGUCGAAUCAGAGUCAAUCGCAGAUGUUUUUAAAGUGUUUUAUAUACACUAUAAUGGCAAUAUAUGCGGUUACAAAAUUAUAAAUAAUAAUCAUUAUCUUAAUCUAAGAAAAAUUUCUUUUUUGUUUCGUAUUUUAUUGUUAAUGAUAUAAGAUUGUCGAGAGUUAACUGUAGUUUGUUUUGUCUAUGCGCUGUCUUGUCUAUUCAUCUAUGACAGUAGGCUGUAAUCGUACGUCCACAGAUUAUAAAUAGUCGGUGAUAGAUUUAAAAAGCAUUUAAUAAUUUAUAUCAUAUCGUAAUUAUAAUUUUUCUACUUGAUAAUGUUACCAGACCUCGGGAGUUCCUAUUUGAACGAUUUUCUUUCAAGAGGUUAUGCGAUUUUUUAAAUUUAAAUAUGGAAUCUUAGUGUUCUAUUUUAUUGUUUAUAAUAAUCGCAUGAUCAUACAAUAUUUACAACAACAAUGGAGUAUAGAGGGAAGGUUUAUUCUAUCUCUCUGUAAUGGGUCACAGAUGUAAAAGUAACCAAUCCCUAAUAAGAUUUGUCUUCAAGUCUUGUGACUUAUAUAAAGGCAAAAUAUACAAUUAUUGAUUUACUUUAACCUUUUCUAAGUUUGGAACUAAACUACAAUAACGCCAUCUUAAUUAAAAUUCAAAUACUUUGUAUUCAGGAUUUCCUGACCUCUAUCCUCCAUAGUUAAAACAUUCUAUAUCUUAAACUGUUAAAUAAUCGUGCGUUUGAGUUAAAUUAUACUUUUGUCAUGUAUUUAAAAUGUUUAUAAAAUCAAUAGGAAAAGUGUGUCAUUACAGAUGUGUGGAAAUGAAAUAUAAGCUACAUACAUACAUGUCAUAAUUUCUAGAGAGUUCUCUAUUUUAAGAGGCUAUUACUCAGAUCAACUUGUAAUAUCACACAGAUAUUCUAUGUUUCCAAUAUCUGUCAUGUCAUGUUUAACAGUAAAAAAAAACGAUCAGAUAUUUAGCGGACAUCGGCCCGUAGAUAAAGCGCUAUGGCGCUGUGUUGCCAGUGCUAAAUAUCGAGCAUCAAAACGAAAAUCGUUCAAUACGAAUAAGUUCGUUCAGCUUUAAAAUUUUAAAAAUAAACUCGGAAUUUUAUCGUAUACUACCAUUCCUUACUUGCUCAACCUUCUCAAUUCUAAUAUACAUAUCAUAGCUUACGUAGCGAUGACGUCAUUUUGGAGAGAGACAAGACAACAAGAGAGGACAAGAGAUCUCUUUGUGUUUGUGGCGUUAUGUCUAUGUAAUUGUGUCCUUAACAUAUCUCUACCAAUAAAAUGGCAUUUUCUUUUUUUAAAUCAUUCCUAUUUAGAUCUUUUUCUUUUAUAAUAAUUACCAAUUUUAUCGUACCAAACAUUUGCAGCCAAUUAUGUCUGUAACAAUUUGUUUAAGUGUCAUUGUAAAUUGUUUCUGUACGGUUCUAAAUUUGAAAAAGAUUUUCAAAUAUAGAAUAGUAUGGUUAUAUUAUUAAACGUAACGUAUUUAUUUAAUAUAUUUAGGACAGUUUUAAGCACUUUUAUACCAAAACAGUGUGACCAGUUUAUUGAUUUUUUUUAUUAAAUAAUACUAAUUAAAAACUCGACUAUGUUUAAGUGAAAUAUAAUUAAUUUGUAAAUAAAUAUAAUCGAUGGAUCAAUAUCGGUACAUGUUUGUAAAAAUAAUUUUGUAUUCAAAUUUGUAUCUGUAAUACGGAUUUUGUCUCUUUCUCGUUUAUAAGAUUUAAAGUGUACGAGCGAGACAGCAUGUUUUGUUCACAAAAUUAGUUAUAAACGUGUACCAAUAUGGCACUUAUGUGAUAAUCGUAAUUUUUCGACAUUUUUUUUGUUUCCUUUCGUCUUGUGUAUAGCGUUGUCAUCUAGUCGUUAAUUUAUUAUAUUUUGAAUUUAGAAAAAACUUUCAUUUGAUUAAGAUGUUGGAAUUUAGAUAAGUUUUCAAUUAAAAUGGUUAUUGAAAUUU